Molecule: messenger RNA, 1644 nt
Organism: Penicillium atrosanguineum
Lineage: Eukaryota; Fungi; Ascomycota; Eurotiomycetes; Eurotiales; Aspergillaceae
Product: putative amino acid permease
Exons: 6
Coding region: 1-1644 (547 amino acids)
Biological process (GO): transmembrane transport
Cellular component (GO): membrane
Molecular function (GO): transmembrane transporter activity
Source: RefSeq, a predicted model, not a curated record
AUGGCCGAACAGCAGGAGCAAGAGAGCGUCGGUCACGACCAGCUGAUCGCGGGCGAGGAUGACCGCAGUGACAUCCAGGCUAAGGAUGAUGCCGCAUUGCUGCGAACUAUGGGCUAUAAGCCGGUGCUUCAUCGGACUUAUACUUUUUUUGAGAACUUCGCCACCACCUUCGCCGCACUCUACUUUGUGGGUGGUGUCCGCGUCACCUUCAGCACGGGAAUUGCUGCCGGUGGUAACUUGGCUUACUGGACCAGUUACCUGGUCACCAUGGUCUUUACCUUCAUUACCGCCGCUGUGAUUGCUGAAGUCUGCUCUGCUUCCCCCUCUUCUGGUUCAAUCUACCUCUGGGCCGCCGAGGCUGGCGGUCCCCGUUUCGGUCGGUUGCUUGGCUUCAUCGUUGCUUGGUGGAGUACCACCGCCUGGACGACCUUUUGCGCCAGCAACACCCAGUCCGCAGCUAACUAUAUGCUUGCCGAGCUGACCGUCUUUAAUGUCGACUUCCCCAAGGAUACCGAUAGCGUCAAGUUCCGCGCUGUCCAGUGGAUUUGUACCGAGAUUAUGCUCGCCCUGGCCGCUCUGCUGAACUUCAUGCCUCCUCGCUACUUCCGGUGGGUGUUUUGGGUUUCCGCUGCUUUCGUCAUGCUCGAUUUCUUCCUGAAUCUCAUCUGGCUGCCUAUUGGCACUGCUCAGACCUGGGGCUUCCGCUCUACCCACGAGGCGUUCAUGACUACCUACAACGGCACCGGUGCGCCGGCGGGUUGGAACUGGUGUCUUUCUUACCUGGCCACUGCUGGUAUCCUGAUCGGUUUCGAUGCGUCGGGCCACAUUGCCGAGGAGACCAAGAACGCUUCCGUGACUGCAGCUCGUGGAAUUUUCUGGAGUACCGUUGUCAGUGGAUUCGGUGGUCUGGCUACUAUCAUUCUGUUCUUGUUCUGUGCCCCUACCGCGGACAAGCUUAUGGAGUUCGGUUCCCCUCAGCCUUUUGUUCCGCUCUACGCCGUUGUCCUUGGUCAGGGUGGACAUAUCUUCAUGAACAUCAUUUGCAUCGUCGCUCUAUGGCUCAACACCGCUAUUGCUAUCAUCGCCGCCUCCCGUCUGGUCUUCGCAGUUGCCCGUGACGGUGUACUGCCCUUCUCCGGCUGGGUUUCCAAGGUGUACGACGGCCAGCCUCGUAACGCCGUCAUUGUCGUCUGGGGUGUCGCUGCUCUUAUCACCUGCACCAUUCUCCCCUCAAAUGUUGCUUUCACUUCCCUUGUCUCCGCAGCCGGUGUUCCCAGUGCGGCCGCUUACGGUUUGAUCUGUCUGGGUCGACUGUUCUGUACGCCUGACCGCUUCCCCAAGCCCCAGUGGAGCCUGGGCCGCUGGAGCAAGCCCUUCCAGUUCAUCGGUGUAUUCUGGAACGGCUGGGUCGUUGCUGUUCUGUUCUCGCCCUACGAGUGGCCUGUUACUGGCGCGAACUUGAACUAUGCCCCGAUCAUCAUGGCCGGCGUCACUAUCUUCGCCUUGGCUUCCUACGUUCUCAUGCCAGAGAGUGCCUGGCUCCCUAACGAGCGCAUUACGCAUUUCAUCGACAGUAAGGGUGCCGUCGAGACCGUGGAAGAGAUUGAUACUUCAGCUCAGACCGAGGCGAACCUCAGCCGAUGA